UCAUUCUGCAACGAUAUUCAGUCGGUUUUUUGGUGUCGAUUUGGCUAGAACAGAUAUUGGUAUCAGAUUGUUGUUUGCACUUUAGUUAGAUUGGAUUUCAACUUUGUAUCUAUUCACUCGUAGUGGACACUUUGCGCAGUGCGAACCUCGCCCGUUUUUUUUGCAAGCCAAGCAGGUUUCGAUUAGGAUCGUUUUGCGUUGUCGCAACCGGAACUAAAGUUGAUUGUUCGGUGUUCACAACAUGUUUAAAAUAAUCGCAAUUGUUGCUGCUGUUUGUGUGCUGCUUGCCCCAAAUGGAGAAACCGCACCAACCGCUUUGCAGCUUCUUCCCGCUCGAGAAGGUUACAUUCCCGUCUAUAUUCGUACCGGCGACACCCCACUGAUUGAUAUCAACCCAGAACUAGCCGAAGCCUUCCGUGAAACGGAGAACAUUCAAACACGGGAAGCCAAAAUUGAAGAGGAUCAGCCAAGUCAACCAGCGUCUGAAGCGAAGUCCGACGAUAAGAAACCGGAAGAUCAGAAACCUGAACCAACUGCAGUUGCUAAAAGUAAACGUCAGGCCACUGAGGAUCAAGCGCAGGACCCCGCCAAAGCUGCAUCACACGAAGACAGCAAAGAAGACCAAAGUAAAUCGGAGGAAUCGAAAAAGCCAGAAGAGGCAGCCCCAGAGGCGCCGCGGGAAAAACGCGAGUGGGGCACGCAAGUCCCCGAUACGCCGACAAAAACAUUAGACAGCAAAGCCACUGAUGAAUCACAAUCCGGACAUGGUACCAACGAUGAUGCGAACAAGUCCUUAUAAGUUCUCUCUUAUCCAUUUAGAAUGUGUGAUUAUUUUAUUUAUGUAUAUUGAUAUUGAGCAAAUAUAAAAUGACCGGCAAAUAAGGCUGCCUGGAAAGUCUA
Messenger RNA from Hermetia illucens (black soldier fly), 900 nucleotides. Its product is annotated as phosphatidylglycerol--prolipoprotein diacylglyceryl transferase. The transcript has 4 exons. Lineage: Eukaryota; Metazoa; Arthropoda; Insecta; Diptera; Stratiomyidae. The coding region runs from base 242 to 799 and encodes 185 amino acids. The record is from RefSeq and is a predicted model, not a curated record.